Molecule: messenger RNA, 2161 nt
Organism: Cicer arietinum (chickpea)
Lineage: Eukaryota; Viridiplantae; Streptophyta; Magnoliopsida; Fabales; Fabaceae
Biological process (GO): mRNA splicing, via spliceosome
Cellular component (GO): U2-type spliceosomal complex; U2 snRNP
Molecular function (GO): RNA binding
Source: RefSeq, a predicted model, not a curated record
AAAUUCCCCAUUUGUUUCCCGACCCAAAAUUUUCUGCUCUCUCUGGAAACUAGAAAACACUUUGUACCAUAACCUUGCAGCCACUGCAGAGAGCAGAUGAGUUCUCAAAAUGGCCACGACAGCCACCAACCGCAACAAACUGGUGAUAAUGUCACUGAAGUUGGAUGGUAUGUUCUCGGAGACGAUCAGCAACAAAUUGGUCCUUAUGUUUUCUCAGAGGUGCGCGAGCAUUUCUUAAAUGGAUACCUAUCAGAAAACACACUUUUAUGGUCUGAAGGAAGAACUGAGUGGCAGCAUUUGUCUUCAAUUUCUGUUUUGUGGGAUGAAAUUAACCGCCAAUCCCAUCAACCUGAUUCUUCUUCAACAGUCCAUCAGCCUGAUUCUUCUUCGACAACAGUGCCUGCUGCUGCUGAUGUUGAUGAGUUUGAAAAAUGGCAAAAGGAAAUUCAGGAGGCAGAGGCACAAGUGGAAAGUUCAGACUUUGGGUCGUUUUCUGGUGAUGUUGGUGGUGGUGGUGUAGUAGAAGAUCCGGAGAGACCUUCCACGCCGCCUGAUGGUGAAGAAGAAUUUACUGAUGAUGAUGGGACUAAAUAUAAGUGGGAUAGGAAUAUUAGGGCUUGGGUUCCCCAGGAAAUUAGGGAAGCACAAGCACAGGUGGAAGGUUUGGACUUUGGGUUGUUUUCUGGUGAUGUUGUUGGUGGUGGUGUAGUAGAAGAUUCAGAGAGACCUUCGACACCGCCUGAUGGUGAAGAAGAAUUUACCGAUGAUGACGGGACUAAAUAUAAAUGGGAUAGGAAUAUUAGAGCUUGGGUUCCCCAGGAGUGUACAUCUGGUAGUGCUGAGCCUUAUGGAGUUGAAGAGAUGACCUUCUUGAAAGAAGAGGAAGUUUUCCCAAUAGUAACUGAUUCUGAUGCUUCUAAAGUUGUUGAAGAUAGUUCAGAACUGAGUGUUACUGCAGCUUCCUCAAAGGAAGAAACAAAUGAAGCAAAUAAUACCAGUAUGGUAGCUGAUGGAAAGAGGAAGCUUUCAGAUAAACAAGAUGAAAAGAAGGAACCUAAUAAACCUCCUGACAGUUGGUUUGAAUUAAAAAUCAAUACACAUGUUUAUGUCACUGGGUUGCCUGAGGAUGUUACUACUGAUGAAGUUGUGGAAGUAUUUUCCAAGUGUGGAAUUAUAAAAGAGGACCCAGAAACUAAAAAACCUCGUGUUAAGCUCUAUGUUGAUAAAGAGACAGGAAGGAAAAAGGGAGAUGCUCUGGUUACAUAUCUUAAGGAACCAUCGGUGGCUCUAGCAAUCCAAAUUUUGGAUGGUGCGCCUUUUCGACCUGGUGGUAAGAUUCCGAUGACCGUCAGCCUGGCUAAAUUUGAGCAGAAAGGAGAGAAGUUUGUAUCCAAGCAAGCAGACAAUAGAAAGAAAAAGAAAUUGAAAAAGGUGGAAGACAAAAUGCUUGGAUGGGGUGGUCGUGAUGAUGCUAAAGUUUUAAUUCCAACAACUGUUGUCCUCCGCUAUAUGUUUACUCUUGCUGAAAUGAGGGCUGAUGAAAAUUUGCGCUUAGAACUAGAAGAAGAUGUUAAAGAGGAAUGCACGAAGCUUGGACCAAUAGAUGCAGUCAAGGUUUGUGAGAAUCAUCCACAGGGUGUUGUUUUGGUUAAAUUCAAGGAUAGGAAGGGUGCUCAGGCAUGCAUAGAAUUGAUGAAUGGAAGAUGGUUUGGUGGCAGACAGAUACAUGCCAGUGAAGAUGAUGGUUUAAUUAACCACGCUACGGUCCGGGAUCUGGAUGAAGAUGCCAAGCGAUUGGAGCAAUUCGGUGAAGAACUUGAAGGUGAAUGAGUUAAUGAGAACAGUAUUGAACCAGAUUCAGAGUUCCUAGCAAAUCCAUGCCUUGAAAUAUUGCAAGAACGCCGAAGCUCAUGGAUUACUCUGUCAAUGCCAUCACUUUUUGCAGUUUUUCAAUGAUAUAUUAGUUCUCUUGUAUCGUUGGAAAAGAAAAUGGAAAUGAGAGGAAGAAAUAACUAACUAAUUUGGCUACCCAUCUUAUUUGGAAAAUUGUGACAUUUGCUGCGUGCAGCAUCCAAAUCAUGCAUAUUGUGACACAUGACAUUAUAGUUAGAUUUGAACAGUUUGAUUAAUUUAAUGACUUACUUUAGCCAUUGGGAUAUUA